AUGUCCACCACUUUACAAUCUAAAGAAGUCGUCUAUACCUCCGGCAUUGACUCGCUCAAGGUCAUCGACUCUAAAGUCACACUCCCCUUGGCCCCAACACAAAUCGCAAUCAAAAUCCAUUAUGUUGGUAUCAAUCCUGUUGAUUAUAAACUCAUGGGGUUUGCCGCAUUUAAGCUAUGGCAAUCCUUAAAAGGUGUUGGCCAAGAAAUCAGCGGUGAAAUCAUCCACAUUGGCGAACGAGUUUCCAAAUUUAAACCAGGUGACCGUGUCUGUGUACUUCUCUCAAACCCUUUUCAAGGUGGUCUUAAAACUUACUUGGUUACAACAACUGCAGACCGUAUCUUAAAAAUCCCUGACGAAAUGCCUUAUGACCAGGCUGCAUCUUUUAUGAUGAGUUUUGGCACUGCAUUUAAAUCACUUUCAUUUGUCGACUGGGCAAAACUUAAAGAUACCCCAUCUUCUUUACUCAUUCUUGGAGGCUCUACAAAUACAGGUGUUUUUGCAACCCAAUUGGCUAAGAAAUAUUUCGACAUUAAGACUGUCGCAGCAACUUGUUCUGCAAAAUCUAUCCCCCGUGUCACUUCAUUUGGUGUCAAUUAUACCCUUGACUACACAUCGAAAACUCCCAUUGCAGAGCAAGCCGCCGAACUUGUUCAAAACGAGCUUGCAGGUGUCAAGUUUGACAUGAUUUUCGACUGUAUUGGAGGCACUGAAUUAUUUGCUUCAAUUUCCUCCAUUCUUAAACCUGCAAACACAGGUGCUUAUUAUGUGACUGUUGUUGGAGAUGACCCACACUUUGGUCUCAAUUGGGGUGUUGUCACUAUGAUUAGCAAGUAUCUCUUUGCCAAGCCUCUGUGGGGGUUCAACUACAAGUUAUACGUGCUCGAGGGUAGUGAGGGGUUCCUGGAUGCUGCAAAGAAAAAAAUUCUAGUUCCAGGAUCUGAAUAUAAAAUUCCAAUUGAUACUGUGUAUCCAUGGACUGAGUAUAAGGAGGCUCUUUCCAAACUUAUGACCCACCAGGCCAAGGGUAAGAUUGUUCUCAAGGUUAUUGAGGAGGAGGAGGAGUAA
Messenger RNA from Magnusiomyces paraingens, 1068 nucleotides. RefSeq lists its product as uncharacterized. The record is from RefSeq and is a predicted model, not a curated record. The transcript has a single exon. Lineage: Eukaryota; Fungi; Ascomycota; Dipodascomycetes; Dipodascales; Dipodascaceae. Gene Ontology annotation, molecular function: oxidoreductase activity. Bases 1 to 1068 code for a protein of 355 amino acids.